AUGGAGGAACGGUUUAAUUUGCCCGAUGGACAUAUACUCAACCUACAGGCCCGAUUACGCAAUCUUAAACACGCAAAAAAUGAUGCUGAAGAGACAGAAUGCGAUCUAGCCCAGGAACCUGCAACAGGGACCCAACCUUGUCAGUUCCCUUCAGAAAGCAGAGACCCAAAAUCCACACCGGAGGCCUCACUACGGAAAGUCACACCUACACGGCUCCCGAUGCCGAAGAAGAUCGCGGACAAAGCUAGGGGACAAUACACGGAGAAGUCACCCGUGGCCGAACAUGGAGAGCAUUCCCUAGGCAGGCGUGUCCGGGCUAAGGUGCCCCCUAUACCAUUAGAACGCCGUCCAGCGAAGUCGGCUGAUAAAGAUCGUGAGCAGUACUGGCAAAAGGUCAAAGAGAAAUUUGACAGGGAGUCCCCUCGUUCCUCACGAGCCAAAGACAAGCACAAGGAUUACUACUACGGAGCCUACCAAAAGAUCCUAUCAUUGACUGGCUCUCCGAAACAGGAAACCACCAGACAUAAACUAAAACAUGUCGGAAAGGAUCUUGAAAAGGCCUCAAUGCAAAGUGCCAUUCCCAGGUCUGCAGCAGUCGAUCACAAUCUCAGCUGCCGACACGACCCUGCUCCCAGCUCUAAGGGCGAGCUUUCAGGCCCAAGCAAAUCACGAUCGAAUAAGGACCAAAGGAAGGCUCUUGAAACCGGCGACGCUGCAAAUCGGAGGUUACCAGAGCGACACGAUACAGCUACAGACUCAUCCGCUCAUUCUCGCCUCUCUAUAUCACCUGUAUCAGGGCCUUGCAGUUCGAUAACCGAAUGGGAGGAUAGGUUUGUCGUGAACAUGCCGUCAGCUAAAGAGCCAAAUCCACCCACCAUGAGUGCGCAUCAGAUCGCUGAGUUUCAGCGAAGCAUAGAUAAGGUUCAUAAAGAGGGAGAGGCAAUGCUUGAUCCAGACACUUUACCCAGUCCACGGACCACAACCCCAGAAGACAAGUUUCGCUUUCCAGAAUCUCAGGCAAGGAAAAUGGGCAAUCUUGACAGCCAAGACUCCAAUGCAGCAUCUCUGGCAGUGUCAGAUGAACCCAUGUCAUCGCAACAGCCCAGUAAUGGUCGAUACUACUGCCCCGAUGAGAUUGGGAAACCGCGAUUUAGCACAAUCUGGGAAGAGUCACCGUCACGGUCAAAAUGUAAAGUUGCCACAGCAUUAAACAUUGAUGGGUCUUUUUUAGGGUGCAAAGAAAUGAACGGGCCGAACGACAAAAAUCCCGACGAGAUAUUGCUUUUCUCAACCGCGGGCGAGCGUCCCGUGCACCCCAGAGUAGUCGACGUGUCAACUUCCGUUCCCAGGAAUCUUAGAGAAUGGAAGAAGGCCGAUCCUCGUCAAGCGACGGUAUUUGACCAGAAGACUGUCGUUCAAGAAGAGUGGAAACCAAUUUCUCAGAAUUUGAAGCAUGCCCAAUGCUCGAAGCCGUCGACCACUACAAUGUGCCGCGAGAACAACUGCCGGCCACCAGAAAGGGCAGAGAUUUCCGCUCCCAAAGCUUCGGGCAAGGAGAACACGAGCCGUACCCAGAAUUUGACCAAGGUCCCAGAACAAUGGAAAUGCAGCCAAGAGGACAAUGUGUUCAUUAUCACACCCACUAUCAAACGCACUAUGAUGUCUAUGGUAGACAUGAGAGGUGCGGCAGAUAGAUCCUCUGCACCGAAGGAACCCGCCUCCCAAGCAGGAGGCGAGACCAUCACCGACGCCAGAGCAAAGCCUCCAACGAACUCUACACCAUCGGGUUUACGUCGAGCGACGCAGACCUCGUGGGGAAAGUUAAACACGCAAUACAUAACGUUGUCAAAGGCUAGUCCCACAACAAACUGUACCGCCGCCCAAAAUCAGGCAGAAGCUCGACAAAACAACAUAGAACACCCACACCCUAUCCGUGGGUACAUCCGUACCACAGGCAUGGUAAAAUCGUCCACGGAAAAUCAUAUCCGACGCUCGCUCAAUAGUCAACAAUCCCAGGUCCAUGGUGCGGGCCCCGAUAACGAAAAUGUGACCCCAAUGAGAAGUGUGACAGAUCCAGCUCAAUUUGCCAAGUCUACUUCGGCCCAAAAGCCAAUAGUCCCAACUACGUCCCCUACCGGCGAUCAACAAGCACUGAAGGCCACAGCACGAAGUGCUAGGAUCUUCGAAGUAGCUGAGCUAGAUGGACAACAGGUGGAUGACUUAAAGGACGAGCCCAAGGAACAAGUAUUGCGUCCCAAAAGCACUACCACAAUCAACAGCAGCUCACACAAUGCCAAUGUUGAGAUACAGGAGACUGUUAAAGACGCGGUGGUGGAUUCCGUGACUUUCGGCCUCAUUAUCGACAUAAUUGUCUUAUCAAUCGCCCAAGCCCAAGGGCUGUAUGACCAGAUCAUAGCCAAUCGGAAUUCCCGGACGGAGUUGCUGAAGGUUUCCUUGACCUGCAUUUUGAGAAUGGCUGGUCAUUGCUUAUAUGUGCUCUGGAACGUUUUGACGGCUUGUUACGUGUACAACACCACAGGAUCUUGGCCGAGACCGAACGAAAAGGACCUUGCUCGGUCUUUGACGGAGCUUGGACAAGCCGUGAUUUAUCUCGUUGCUUUGGGGUUCAUCAUGAUGGUGGUGGGCCGAGCGGCCGGGUAUAUAGUGCUGGUUGGAAGUUGGGUGGUGUGGGUGACCAAACCAUUUGGAUGGAUCCUGGGGGCUUUAGGAAGGGCUCUAUUGGCGUGA
Aspergillus tanneri is the source of this 2748-nucleotide messenger RNA. Its product is annotated as putative NTP binding protein. Bases 1 to 2748 code for a protein of 915 amino acids. NCBI's taxonomy places the organism in Eukaryota, Fungi, Ascomycota, Eurotiomycetes, Eurotiales, Aspergillaceae. The record is from RefSeq and is a predicted model, not a curated record. The transcript has a single exon.